UGCUGAAUAUAACUAAGCUCAUUCUUUGCCAAACCUCUUCUGGCGACGGACAAUUUAUUUGAUUCCAAUGUCGGUUACAGAACCGGAAGAAGUAAGAAUUCCCACGGCCUGGGGUCACGUGUCUGCGAAAUGUUGGGGAAAUCCGAGAAAUUUCCCUAUACUAGGAAUUCACGGCUGGAUGGAUAACGCAGGGACGUUCGACCGUCUCGUUCCCCUGUUGUCGAGAAGGUUUUACUUCGUAGCCAUAGAAAUACCGGGUCACGGCCGCUCUUCCAACCUCCCACCUGGCAUCCCUUAUCAUUUCGGGGAUGGAAUAAUCACCUUGAGAAAAAUUGUGACGCAAUAUUUCAAAUGGGGGAGAUUUUCCAUCCUUGGGCAUAGCAUGGGGGGUGGGUGGGGCUCCCUGUUUGCCUCACUGUACCCCGACCAAAUUGAUAAGCUGGUAAUGCUGGAUGUCAUAAAACCCUUCAGCAAUGAGGAAGGAAUCACACCCAGGAAUAUGAUGCAGUCGAUUGAAUAUUUGAUUUCCUUGGAGGAAAAGCAGAAGCAGAAAUGCAGUCGGACUUAUUCAUACGAGGAAGCCGUGCAGCAAUUAAUUUCCGCUACGGAUGGGAGUUUAUCCGUGACCGCGGCAAAAUCCCUGAUGCCACGGGGGACAAUUAAAGUUGGCGAAAACAAGGUAUCCUUCCGCGCCGAUGCACGACUGCAGGUUACACCAUUAUACCAAUUCAGCCAUGCCGUCGCACUAAAUAUUUUGAAAGGGAUGCGCUGCCAUUUGCUGAUUAUUCGGGCGAAAGAUGCUCCACCGUAUGAGGUGAGCAAGGAAGAAUUCAGAGCAAUGAUGGAUAAUUAUAGGGAGAGGUGUGCAUCUUUUGAAUAUGUGGAGGUGGAGGGGAAUCAUUACGUUCAUCUAAAUGAACCUCAUUCAGUUGCGGGAUUAAUAAAUAAGUUUCUACUGGCAGAAAAUGAAAAAUAAUGUGGGUAGGUGUCUACAUCUAAUUUAGUUGGAAUAAAGUUUUAAUGGAUUUUGUAUAAGGAUGAAUUGUUUUCGUUCAAUAAUUGAUAUAUCAAACUGAAUAAAAGUACAGUUUUCGUACUGAAGUUAAACUUA
Molecule: messenger RNA, 1111 nt
Organism: Folsomia candida
Lineage: Eukaryota; Metazoa; Arthropoda; Collembola; Entomobryomorpha; Isotomidae
Product: serine hydrolase-like protein
Exons: 3
Coding region: 68-976 (302 amino acids)
Source: RefSeq, a predicted model, not a curated record